AUGUGGCCACAUGACAGUCAGGGCCUCUGGCCAGGCAACGAGAGGGAAGACCUCCCCAACAGCAAGGCACGCAACGCUGGGAACCGCCGCCACCGGCGACACCUCGCGCCCUCCUUCUUUGGGGAUGGCUACGUGGAGAUGCCGCUGGCGGACGCGUCGCGCACGGUGCGGCUCCACCUGCAGCUGUACACGAGCCAGCAGGACGGACUCCUCUUCCUGGCCGCGGGGCAGCCCGACCAUCUCCUGGUGGAGCUGCGAGGCGGCACCCUGCAGGCCAGGCUGCAGCUGGGCUCAGAGGAGGUCAUGCUACAGUCCCCAGCAGAACUGCAGCUCAACAACUUGGCAAAGCAUGAUGUGGAGCUGUUGGUGGAAGAUGGCAGGAUGACGCUGACCAUCGACAGCCUCUUUAACAGCUCUGUGGACAUUGUGGGACCCACACGAGAGCUGGACAUUCAGCAUGGCCUCUACGCAGGUGGGACAGGGAACCUUGACCUGCCGUAUCUUUCUGGGUCCAGCUCUCCCUUCAGAGGUUGCCUCCACUUAGUGACAUUCAAUGGUCUGGACAUCCUCUCCCCCCCGACUUCUGACAGCAGCUCCAAGAUAUUCCACCGGGUUCAAGAGGGCUGCAGUACGCAGUUCUCUGCCGAGCCUGAUGACCCCUUUGGGUUCCUAGGACCGCACUCUUACAUUGCAUUUCCCACCUGGAACGCAAAGGAAGAAGGGACCAUAGAAUUCGUGAUAACAACAAGCAUCACCCAAGCACCCCUCAUCUACCAUGCGGGGAUGGAGAAUGACUUCUUCUACCUGGAAAUUUCCAAUGGACGCCUGAGAGGUUUUGUCGAGAAGGGGAAUGGCAUCAUUGUCCUGCACAACAACAUCUUCAUCAGUGAUGAGCAGCAGCAUUAUGUUAAAGUCCACACAGAUGUCCACAAGCUUGAGAUACUGAUUGACUACUAUGCCUCAGCCACAUCCAACCGGGGCAUCAACAACUAUCUGGACCUCCAGGGGAACCUCUUCAUUGGAGGUAUGAAUGAAAAGGCCUUGCAAAGGCUGAGGGAGCACCACCUCGCCUUCAUGUCAGUGGGGAGCACAACAAACAACUCAUUUGUUGGCUGCUUGGAGGACCUGCGGAUAAACUUGCAGAGGAGGAGCCUGCAAGAUGCUGUGAUCACCAAGGACAUCACAUCUGGCUGUGGAAAGCAGGAGCAGUACUGGGAAUAUGAUGAAGUAUAUGAACAGGAUGAGGCACCCACCUCCCCUCCUCCUGGUAUCUGGCAGGGAACACCCGGCCUGCUGGCAGAACCGUGCCAGCCAGACAACAGCUUCCCUCCUGCCUUUGCUAACAUCAGCAGACUGCUGCACGUCAGCCCCCUCAUCGUCUCAGAAGGAGGAGCAGCCUUCUUGGAGUGGAAACAUGCCCAGCCGACGAUAGACUUGAACCUCGCAAACAUCCGGCAGUCCCAAAUUCUCUUUAGCAUCACCAAUGACCCUAGGCAUGGUCAUCUAGAGCUGGAUGUCCCUGGAUCCAGGAGCAGAAGGAAGUUUACUUUACUAGAUAUCGUGAAUCGAAAAGUCAGAUAUGUCCAUGAUGGCUCCGAAGGACCCAUGGACCAGUUGAUGCUGGAGGUAAUUGUGACUGCCCAGCAAGGGAUCCCCGAGUGUUUGCGGCAGGGACAGAUGUACCUGCUGCCCAUCAUGAUCAACCCCAUCAACGAUGCCCCUCAGGUGAUAUUUCCUCAUGGGGAUCACAUGACAAUCCUGAAGCACACACGGAAGCAUCUGACCACAGAUAUCCUGCAGGCCUUGGAUGAUGACACCUCCUGUGAUGACCUUGAAUUUCAACUGCAUGGCAGCCGACUGAUGGAGGACGGUUAUGUGGAGUAUGACUUUCACCCCGGAGUGCCCAUUGAAGAGUUUUCUUGCAGGGACUUGGAAGCAGGCAACAUAGUCUAUGUGCACCAGAGCGGGACAAAUUUGCAGCUCACCUUUCAAGUGAGCGAUGGAUCUGUCCCAAGCCCCAUGGCCACCCUCAAGAUCCAUGCCAUAGAGCCUGACAUCCACAUGCACAACAACACUGGCCUCUUCAUCUCCCAAGGAGGGGCUGCACGCAUUACCACAGCCAACCUGUCAGUGGAGACAAAUGCUGUGAAACAACGGGUCGUCAUCCUGUAUGGCCUAAUGGAGCCUCUCAGGUAUGGGGAAGUCCAGAAACAAAUGAGUGUGGGAGGGGAAUGGAAGAAAGUCGAGUCCUUCUCCCAGCAAGACCUGGAGCAAGGACGCAUCCAGUAUUUCAGCACAGAUUCAGAGCACCAUAUGGAAGACGUCGUGGAGAAGAUGAGAUUCAAAGUUCAGGUUGGGCAGAAGAUUUUGCAAAACAACACUUUCCUCAUCAGGAUCAAGAGAGCUACCAUUAAGAUGAGAACCAUGGUCCCUCUCCAGAUGAAGAAUAAGCGGCACAAAAACAUCACCAGUAAGGAACUGGAGGCAAUGUUGGAAGAUCCAAAUGCUGCCCCAGUCUCUUUCCACUAUGUGAUAAUCCAGGCUCCCAAAAAGGGAAACCUGGAGUUGCUUGGCAACAGGCUGACUGAAGGCUUUGGAUUCACCCAAGAUGAUCUGCAAAGAAACCAUCUAAGCUACAGUGCAACCAUCAGGAACUCUAGGCAGGCUGAGGAUACCUUCCAGUUUCGCGUCCGUGCCGGGGACCAGCACUCUCCUGUGUACACCUACACAAUCAGUAUAGGUGGGGACCCCGACGCACCAGCGCUGACCAACGUCCUUCUGUCUGUGCCAGAAGGGGGACAGGCCAUCAUCUCCAGGGACCACUUGUUUGUGCAGAGCCUGAAGAGCAUGGACUACCUCUAUGAAGUAAUUGAAGGGCCGGCACAUGGCAGGCUGGCCUGGGUCACCUCCUCAGGCUGGCCCUCCAAUGAGGAGAUCACAGAGUUCACCAACGAGGACAUCCUCCGGCGCAGGCUGCUCUACCAGCAUGACGACUCCGAGACCCUGGAGGACGAUAUCCCCUUCGUAGCGAUCAAGCAGGGCGAGGGCAGCACCGAGCCUGAUGCAGAGGAGGUGAGAGGUGUUUUCAGAGUAGCCAUUCAACCUGUCAAUGACCACCCCCCUGUCCAGGUGGUGAAUAAGGUUUUCAAUGUGGUGCGCAAUGGACAGCACCUCCUGACAACAGAUCAUAUUGCCUUCGUCGAUAAGGACUCUGGCUUCUCAGAUACGCAGCUGGUGCUGGCGAGGAAGGACAUUCUGUUUGGCAGCAUCGUCUCCGUUGAUGACAGGAGCCGCCAAGUCUAUCGGUUCACACAGGAUGAUCUGAGGAAGAAAAAGAUCCUCUUCGUCCAUUCAGGGGCUGACCGUGGCUGGAUUCAGCUACAGGUCUCAGAUGGCCUCCACCAAACUACUGCCCUCCUGGAAGUUCAGGCUUCAGACCCCUACAUCAGAAUAGUCAACAACACCGGCCUAGCCAUCCCCCAAGGGGGCCAAGGGCGUAUUGACUCCUCUGUCCUCAGCCUGGAGACCAACAUGGACAUCAGGUCUGAUGAAGAGAUACGGUUCCUGGUAACUGCUCCCCCGCGGUGGGGGACUGUGCUGAGAGGGGAGCAGCCAGUCAUGGCUUUCUCCCAAAGGGAUCUGCUAGCAGGAGAGAUUGCUUACCGCCACAACGGGAGCCGGAACACACAGGAUGAGUUCCAGUUCACCGUGGAAGCAAACAAGGUGGUGGUGGAUGACACAUUGGCCAUCACUGUUUUCUUGGACACCCAUCCCAACCCUCUACGCAUUAUGAACCUCAAGGAGAUACAUGUCUUUCAAGGAGAAGCAGCUGAAAUCAAGGAAGAACACUUAUCGGUUGCCCAUGACGAGAUCCCUCCCCAGGACAUCAUCUACCUGGUGAGCAGCCCCCCGAUCUCAGGCUUCCUAGUGAUGGUUCAGCACGGCCAAGACUUGAACGAGCCACCCAGCUUGGAUCCAAUCCAGUCCUUCACCCAGGAGGACAUCAACAGCGGCAGAGUCCUCUACCUGCACUCCAAGCCGGAGGAGCAGCACGACCGCUUCAUCGUGGACAUCACAGCCAGGGGGGUGGAUCCGCUGGAGGGGGUCGUGGUGAGCCUGGCCGUGCUCCCCGUCGCGGUCCCCCUGGACACGCGCAACAUCACGGUGCCAGGGGGCAGCUCCACCACGCUCUCCGCCGACAUCCUCAGCAUCCCCAGUGCCUACUUCGCAGCUCUUGGCUUGGAGUUCAGGGUGCUGGAGCCCCCCAGGUUCGGCACCCUGCAGAAGCGCCAGCAGCCCCAGGAGCACGGGCUGCACACGUUCACCUGGAGUGAGGUGCAGAAUGGGCUGAUCCAGUACCGGCAGGACGGUCCCCAGGCCCCGAGCGACAGCUUCACCCUCCUGACCAAUGCCACCGCCAUCAACCGGCACAGCCAGCCCCGCACCGUCUUCGUCACCAUCCUGCCCCGCCGCAACCGGGGCCCCCAGCUGCGCGUCAACGCCGGCCUGCAGCCCAUAAUCACAGUACCCCUGGAUAUUACAGGGUCAGCAGCAAGGAAAGCAGGUCCUUAUGUCAAGCAGAGCCCAGGCGGGUGCUGUGAUAUCUGGAAGGUGCCCAGGAACCUGCUCAUUCUGCUCCCUUGCCUCUACUACAGCAUCGAGCAGGCCCCUCGCCUGGGCCGCCUGCGCACGUCCCCUGGCGGCAGCGAGGCCAGAAACUUCAGCCAGGCCCAGGUGGAUAGCGGGAUGAUCAUCUACGAGCACGAGAUGCCGGCAAAGCCCUUCUGGCUUGCCCAGGAUGCCAUUCGCUUCCGCGUCGUCACUCCCACAACCAUCUCUGACUCCUUCAUUCUCCUCGUGCUCGUAUCGUUCGAGACGAGGUGCCCCCAGCGCUCCACUCAGCUCUGGAGAAACGCAGGCCUCCAUGUUGGGAAGGCUCAAAGGGCAGAGAUCAACACGUCUGUGCUGGAUGCUUCCAACAUCCUGAGUCAAGUGCCGGCUCCGGAGAGGGCCACGCACGACGUCAUGUUCCUGGUCACGGCGCUGCCCAGGCACGGGCAGCUCUGGGUGGCCGGUGUGUCCGUGGACAGGGCACGUCCCUUCUUCCUGCAGUCGGACCUGGACGCAGGGCGCCUGGCGUACACCCAUCAUGGGGACAGUGCUCCUGGAGACCACUUCCAAUUCAAGGCUUGGCUCCAGCCCCGCGCAGAGCAGUCCCUUCACCCUCCCCACGAAGGGGUGGUUGUUUUGGAAGCUUUCAACAUAACGGUGACGAGCAGCAAGGAGAAGCCACCACAGGUAGUGAAGCGGCGAGAAGCACUGCGGGUCCCCGCGGGCUCCUGGGUGCCGCUGUCCCCGGAGUACCUGGAUGUAGCCAACACAGAUAGUUCCCUGGAGGAGUUGGAAUACCGCCUCCUCCAGAACCCCCUCAGUGGCUACCUGGCCAGCACGCACGAUCGCCAGGUGCCUAUCGACCACUUCACGCAAGCAGAUGUCAAUGCAGGCCACGUGAUGUUUGUGGCCACCGGGAGUCGUUCCUCCGAGUCUUUAGUCCUGAGCAUCUCUGACGGCCACCACGCGCCCACCCGGACCUCCCUGGAAAUCAUGGUGCUGCCUGCGGUGACAAGCCCAGAACGCCUCGUGCCACUGGAAGUAUCGCAGGGCCUGAACAAGGCCCCCGUGUCCCGGGAUCACCUCCUGGGAGCUGCCCAGCUAGGGCAACAGGAUGUCCUUUACAGGAUCACCAAGGACCCAAAGUUUGGCCAAGUGCGAGUCAACCAAAGGCCGGUGCGGGCUUUCUCACAGAAGCAGGUGGACCAAGGGAAAGUGACUUUUACUUUCACCGACUUCUCCUCUCCUAAGGACGAAUUCCACUUCCUUGCCACAUCCCAGGCAGCAAACAGGACCGGGGUGGUGAACGUGACCGUCAAGGCCUGGGUCAAGGCACAGUCAGGGAGCCUGUGGCCCAGGGGCACCACAGCCCUGCUGGACACCGGCAUCCUGGACGCCAGCGAACUGGCCAACCGCACCAAGGACAUCCCGGUAUUUAAAAUCCGCAGGGCUCCCCGGAGCAGCCGUGUCGUGCGGGUCUCGAGACACCCAGGCCAACGCGGCACCCCGGUCACCACCUUCAGCCAGCUGGAGCUGGAGCAGGGGCUGGUGGGUUUGGAGGUGCUGGACCCCGCCGAGGCCGAGCAGCCCCUGCAGAACGACAGCUUCAUCUUUGAACUUCUGGGCGUCCCCUCCACCAGCUGGCCGGGCCAGGGCGCCACGAGCAGCCCCAGCCCCGUGGAGGGCGGCACGUUCCUCAGCUUCAUCGAGGCCAACAUGUUCAGCGUCAUCAUCCCCGUGUGCCUCAUCUUCCUCCUGCUGGCGCUCAUCUUGCCGCUGCUCUUCUACCUGCACAAGCGCAACAAGACGGGCAAGCACCACGUGCAGGGCACGCCGGCGGCCAAGGCGCGGAACGGCGCCGUGCCCGACCAGGAGACCUUCCGCAAGACGGACCCCAACCAAGGCAUCCCCCUAACGACUGUGAACUCCGUGGAGGCCAAGGGAGCAGGUCCCCCGGGCACGGCGCCCGGCGCGCCGCAGGAUCCCGAGCUCCUCCAGCACUGCCGGACUUCCAACCCCGCCUUGAACCACCACCAGCAGGGCCCGCAUCCCCGCUCCCGGCAUCACGGGCCCCACUUUCCCCGCCUGCCGCUGCAGAGCCGGAAUGUGGCCCACUUUACAGCCAGCCUGGAAGACGAGGCGGGUUAUUUUUAA
This is a messenger RNA of Tinamus guttatus (white-throated tinamou), 6765 nucleotides long. The record is from RefSeq and is a predicted model, not a curated record. Lineage: Eukaryota; Metazoa; Chordata; Aves; Tinamiformes; Tinamidae.